Messenger RNA from Funneliformis geosporum, 324 nucleotides. The record is from the annotation of a GenBank genome assembly. Lineage: Eukaryota; Fungi; Glomeromycota; Glomeromycetes; Glomerales; Glomeraceae.
AUGGAACCGUCUCGUAUUGAUCAUUUGAAACGUGGUGUCAUAAUGGGUAGUGCUGUAGGUGUUUGUUUAGGGUUGGCAUUGGGAACAUAUCAUAUUUUCAGAGGAUAUGUUUCUACGCUUGGUCAAUAUAUGGUAUCGUCAGCUGGUAGUUUUGCAUUAUUCAUGGGAAUUGGUUCGGCGAUUCGUAGCGAAGAACAACCAAAGAAUGUCAUGUGGAAACGUCAUUUGGAGCAACAUCAAAGGUUUUGUCAAAGAGGUUUUGCUAAUUUACCCGUUGAAGUUUUAGAGAGAAAGCGUUGGGAUAGAAAGGUCGUGGGAAUGUGA